CUUGGUGGGUAUAAUUAGGGUUUAAGGUCAAUGCGAACUCAAAAGUUCGCAUGGAAAUCCGAAACUUGUGCAAGAGCAUCAGGUCUCUGAAAUCGUUGACUUACUGAGAGGGGGCGAAAACGAUUUGAGCUCCAAGUUGAAUGGGAAGAAUGUCACUUUAUCCAUACCGUCGUGUGUAAAAAUUUUUCAGAUAUUGUCUCGUGAAAGAGUGUCGGCAUUACGAUUCUUUGAUUGGCUUAGGGCUUCGCAUCCUGAAUUUUGUCAUGAUUCGCAUAUAUGUAGCCUGGUUAUUGAUAAUUGUGGGCGACUGGAAAAUUACGAGGUAAUGGUUCCCAUUUUGAAGGAAUUUAACUUUAAAUGUGUGUGCUUGGAGCAAAAAGCAUUUGGGUUCUUGCUUGAUUCAAGUUUGCACAGGGCUUCUCUUAUGGAAUCUACCGAGAAAGUAAUAUCUGUGUUAAAUGAGGUUGGAGGGUCAUGUCAAACUUCAGGCAUCCGGUCAUUGAUAGAAAUAUUUUGUGUUUCUGGUUCAUUUGAUAUAGCCGAGUUCGUGAUAGGGACAGCAGGGAGGAAGGUGAAUCAUUAUAAUAUCUUGAUUAGGGAGUUUUGUAGAAAAAGGGAUUGUGAAAGGGCAAGGAAAUUGUUAAAAGAAAUGAAGCAGAACGGUUGUGCUCCAAAUAUAACUAGUUAUAAUAUGGUGAUUAGUUGUUUAUGCACAAAUGAAAAAUUUGCUGAAGCUACCCAAAUGCUUGAGGCUAUAGAGAAGGAGUAUGGUUUACCAGAUGCAAGUACCUGUGAUAUACUUAUUCACUUCCUAUGUAAACGUGGCCAUUUUGAUUUAGUAUUGGAAUUUCUUGAUAGAAUGAUUGGGAGGGGUAUUGAACCUUGUAUUGCAUCAAAUGCUGCAAUAAUAAAGGCUUAUUUCAGAUCAAAAAAAUAUGAGGAAGCACAUAAGUUUGUGGUUGAAUCUGUUACUAAGCAGAGGUAUUCCAGCAAUGCGAACUACAGUUUGCUUGCAGCCCUUCAUUUGAAUAAAGGCAAUGUACUGCAAGCCUCGAAGAUUCUGCAUGAGAUGAUGGAUAAGGGUCUUAAACCUAAUUUUCGGGUUUGCCUGUCGGUAAGUAAGCGUCUUGAGAAGUCAAAAAAAGCAAUGCAGUCAGAAUUAAUGAGGAGAUACUGGAGCAUUAUAGAGAAGUAAAUGCAAAUGCUGAAUUUUGUAGACAGGUUUUGCUAAAUGCUCAGCAUUUCCCUUGUAAACUUCAAGUGGAUGAGUUUUGACCA
Molecule: messenger RNA, 1278 nt
Organism: Neltuma alba
Lineage: Eukaryota; Viridiplantae; Streptophyta; Magnoliopsida; Fabales; Fabaceae
Product: pentatricopeptide repeat-containing protein At1g09900-like
Exons: 2
Coding region: 326-1195 (289 amino acids)
Molecular function (GO): protein binding
Source: RefSeq, a predicted model, not a curated record